Ruditapes philippinarum (Manila clam) is the source of this 4732-nucleotide messenger RNA. Its product is annotated as zinc finger and BTB domain-containing protein 49-like. NCBI's taxonomy places the organism in Eukaryota, Metazoa, Mollusca, Bivalvia, Venerida, Veneridae. The transcript has 5 exons. Bases 277 to 3117 code for a protein of 946 amino acids. The record is from RefSeq and is a predicted model, not a curated record. Gene Ontology annotation, molecular function: protein binding.
AACGUGUUUGCAUGAUUGUCUCCCUUGUCGUGGAAAAUCAAAACAGAAAUCGAUAUUUGUAAACAUUUUAAGGAUUUAAACUGUAUAUUGCACGUGUGCUUGUUUGUUUUUAUGUUCUUAGAUAAAGAUUUUAAAAAUAAAAUCAGAUGUGGUAUGUACAAUUUCUAAAAAUGUAACAUUUUGUUAUAUUUUCACGAACACCUGGAUUGCUGGUUGAGACAGUCAAACAAUGUUUUUGGUGACACAAGCCUAAUGAAAGAUAGGAUUUUAUAAAAUAUGGCAUGGAAUCUAACAGAUGAUACUUAUUUACGAAUUCCAACGAACAAUCCAACUUCUAGUCACAAGUACACUCUCAGUGCAAACAAAGAAACACAUGUAGCUUCAAAUAUACUCUCUAGACUGAAGAAAUUACGCGACGAGGAUGUUCUUUGUAACCUGAAACUCCAUGUCAAUGGUGCCCAGUUUAAUGUCCAUAAAGUUAUUGUGGCUGCAUGGAGUACAAAAUUGGCUAGUUUACUGAUUGCUCAAGAUGACUCUGUGUCAGAUCUUCUGAUACAGUUUGAGCAUAAUCAAGCUUUUUCAGAAUGUUUAGAUUAUAUGUAUACAGGGCACUGCUCGCCAAAUGAAACGAAUGUAUUUCCACUGCUUGAGCUCGGUAGAAGUCUGCUGGUAGAUGGAUUAGUCAAAGUAUGUGAAACUUACCUUCAGAAAUCUGUUAGCUUGCAGGACUUUAUAACAAAGUACUUUAUGAGUUUGAAGUAUGGUCUUAAAGUUUUGGAAGAGAUUGUUGUGGAUUUUAUUGAAACUAAUGUUGCAACUGUUAUAGAGCAAAUCGAUCUGUUGAAUUUGCAGCCACCAGAUUUCCGAACCUUUUUAACCUCAGGAAAAAUGGCACAUGUUAAGCAAGAAGUGAAAUUCUCUCUCAUUAUAAGCUGGGUUGGCUUUAAUAUUCCUGAGAGGGACAAAUACCUCUUGUAUUUAUUUGAUCUUGUGAAUUGGAGGCACUCUGUAAAUGACUUACUUAUUCAGAUAAGUUGUACGCAGAACAUUUUCACGACAAAUGAGUUUUGUCUCUUUCAACUACUUCACAGUCUAGUCACGGCCAUAGGCCAUCAUCUUGGUCCAUUUAUCACUGCAUAUCCUCGUUUGUACUCUGUAUAUUCACACAUGCUUGAAGAUCUCACAUGCCCAAGCGCUUUCCUCGCGGUGGGUCAGUAUCACCAGGAACUGGCACCAAUCACUAUUAGUGAGGUAAUCAAUAAACCUGAAAGACUGAUUCCAAAGGAAACUAAAGACAUGGCUGUAAAUACUGAUUUUGAAUUUGACCUCUCAGCUUUUCAGUCUUCAGUAGUUUCGCCGGAGGAUAAUGAAGUAACUGCAGAUGUGUGCUGUAAAUUAGAUGAUCUGAAAGAAACAGUUGAUAUUAUACCAACAGUGGAACCUUCUGAAGCAGUUGUUGGAGAAGUCGCAGUUGAUUCUGCGGCAAUAGAAAAUUCAGUGUUAAGUGUUAAACAUCGGAGAAAAAGUCUUCCGAGAAAGUUACCUCGUAGAAACGGAAAUAAGGAAGUGAAAGAAAAGAAAAAGAAAUCAAAGAAAGUGAUUGUGAAAGAGAUUGAUGUAAUUAAAGGUGAAAAACAGGAUGGUAAAGUUAACGGUGUUGAUGAAGUGGAUAAAAGUGAAGAGGCGGCUAGCACUGAAGAAAAAGAGGAGAAUACAGUGAACUCUAUUUUAACAAAAAACACAGCUGACACUAGCAAAGAUGUAUCAAAAAAUGUAAAAUCAGAUGUUGAUAAUAAAAAUGUAAGUUGUGAAGUGGAUAAAACUGAUGUAAGGAAAACCAGACUUAAAAUCACAAUUAAGAAAAAGGGUAUCUUGAAAAAGACAAUAGGGUCAAAAAGUCGUAUUAAGGCAAACAGGCCUAAAAAUGCGCCUGUUCCAAAAGAGCCUAGAAAACUGUCAGAAUCUGGAGCACAAAGGGUGCAUUGUACGUAUGAGAACUGUGAGUUUACAGCAAAAGCUGCAGAUGUAUUGGAGAGACACGUUGAGCGUGUGCACAUGAUAAACGUCAACUUGCAAUGUUGGAAAUGUGACUUUUCUGCUCGUGAAAUGAGAGAUCUUUGCCAGCAUUUGAAAGACCACUUUCCGAAGGCGCCGUAUAUUUGUGACGUCGAGCCGUGCUCGACAAGGUUUCUGCGUCUAGGUCUGUUUGUUCGUCAUCACAUGUCGCAUAUGAAACAGAAGCCAUACCAAUGUGAUUUCUGCAUGAAGUCCUUCGCCACAUACAAUCAACUCAGCUGUCAUAAAAAAUUGCAUGAAGGUCGCCAGUUUGAGUGUGAUGUUUGUUUUAAAAAGUUUGGAACAAAGGGAGUAAUGCAGCAGCAUAGAGCUAUACACUUUGACAACAAACCGUACCUGUGUGACUUGUGUGGCUUCUCUACCAAACACCAGUCUCAUCUGAUAUCUCAUAGGAAAAUACACACAGGAGAUGUGAAGCGAUGUACAUUCCCGAAUUGUAACUACUCGACACCAAAAUCAGCUCACAUGACACAGCACAUGAACUCUCAUCUCAACAUACGUAAUCAUAUAUGUCAGGUUUGUGGAAAGUCAUUUGUUGUCAGGGGUAAACUGUUACGACAUGAGAGGAUUCAUCUUAAGGAAAAACUAUUUAAAUGUAAGCAGUGCGAGUAUCAGACGUCAAGGACAGACCGUAUGAAACUUCACAUAGAAAGCCACGGCAUCAAACUUAAGAAGAAAAGUAAAAACAACAUGGCAUCCGGUUACGACUACGACAGUGAACCGGACAUUGAUUUCCAUCAGUUAUACGAGAAAGUUCACCACGAGGGCGAAGAUCAAGGAUUACCAACACAGGUGUCAGUGCCGUCUGCUGGCCAGAUAUCGAAUAUGCCGUUUUUGUCAAUGUCGGAAAUUAAGCCGAUGGAUGUGAUAAGUUUUGCAGCGUCAUCGUCCAUGAUAAUGGAUAAUUAUAAUUCAGCUCGUUUAUCUAUAGAUCCGUUAAGUACGGUAGCGGCUGUGGCUAGUAUAGAUGAUAUUCAAGGAACGUCGGCAUUUCAGCAGAGUUUUGACCGUCUGCAGACGACUGCAUUUGAUCAACUAUGAGAAACAACAGUGUUUAAAUCAACCAUAGAAAAAUGUUUUACUAUGUAAAAUAAUCAGAAUUUGAUCACCUCUAAAUCUUUUUUUUUACAGUUACUUAUUUUUUAGUAAUAUUGAGUAAAAUCUAGGUCAAGGUCAUGGAUAAAUGUCACUUACAUAUGUACUAGAAUCAUGUCAUGCAUUCUUUACAUAAUAUCUAAUGACAAAUUUGUUAAGUUUUUGUAGUGUUUUGUGCUGUUUUUAUACAUUUAUUUUGAUACUUACAGUCAUGUAUUUUACUCCUAUCAUACUUAAAUUGUAUAAUAGAUUUGUUCUGUUUUUGUCUUUUAAACAGCAUUUCUGUUAUGGCAUAGAGAGUGGAUUUGACCUGUUUUGUUGGUGGAAUAGUCAAUUUUUACUAUAAGUGAUUUUGUAUGAAAAAAUAGAUUUAUCCUGUUUUGUCUUUGGAGCAAUUUAUUUUUGUUACUGCAAAGCCAUAAGGAUUUUAUCUGUAAAAAAUUGGAUUUGACCUGUUUUGGUAUUUGGAACAGCUAUACACAGUACAUGAUUACUGUAAAGGAUUUUUAUAUUGAAGAUGCUAAAACAUGAAACAGCUGAUUGUUCAUUGACUUGGUUAUACAAAUUAAAUAUAUAAAUGGAAUCAUGAUAAAAAGGGAGAAUAGGUACAAUGUACACACAUGUACAUAUUAAGGUGAAUGGGUUCAUAUAGUUACUUUAACAAACUAUUUAUACUUUGUUACUUGUGUUUCUUUUAUCAUGCAGUAAAUGUAGCUUUGUUAAUGUUCAAAUUAUUAUUGCAUUUCACUAGUUUUAAUAUUUUUUUUUGAAAAACUUAUUAUUAUUUUUAUGUAUUGUUUUUGUUGGUAGAUGAAUUUUUCCUUACCAGGCUUAAAGUCAAAAUUUGCUUAAAGCUGAUUUUUUUACAUCUCCCAAAGGCUUACCUGACAAAAAAAUCAGCUAUGUCAUUUAUUACAGUUUUUGACUCAUUUUGCAUUUUCAUUUACUGUUUUUAUGUUAUGUAUCUAGAGUUGUUUUGUUGUUUUGUUAAGAUUAUUGUUUUGCAGCAUUGUACAUGUAAUAAGCUCGUCGCACUGUUGACGUCAUGCUUUGCUACUUUAACCAGUCAUUUCAAGAUAAAGCUGUUGUGUGACCAAAACAUACUUUUAUAAUUUUUACGAAAAUAUUUUUUUCUAUGUUUAUUAUUUUCCUUUUUUACAAAAAGUGUAAUAAAUAAGUGAGAGAAAAAAACUGAAGUGAUAGAGAAUACAUUGAAAAGUGAAAAAAAAAACCAACUAGAUACCUGGAUUUGUAAUGGAAAAAUUUGCUUGUGAUUACAGGAGCUUUCUGUACUGAUCAAGGGAAGUAACUACUGUGGGGUGUUAAAUCUUGUUAUCGUAAGUCAUGUAUGUGCAAACUUACAAUGUAUCCACAAAAUAUAUAAUAUGAAUGAGCAGAAGAGGCAAAUUAGCAUUAAUAGACUGAAUUUCUUUUAAAGGAACCCCACUGAGGUCUAAUAGCUUAAAAUCCUAAAAUUUGAAAUUCUUUCAUAAAUCAAAUGGAAAACUAUGUAAUAGAUGAAAUGUAAAUAUACUGCGUAUUAAAUUGAUUAUUUACUAUU